AUGCAGCGGCAAUCUUUAAUAGUGGGUAUUGUCUCAUGGCGAGCUUUGUCGGAACAGUUGCCAACUAAAUCUGCAUUGGCCCCUCGUAAUGUAGAUGUUGGGAGUAUAGGUUGCCCGUUGUCUAAUGAAUACCCCGAAUCUAGUGAUCAUUUAUUUGUGGCAUGUCAGUUUUCGCAAGCAAUUUGGCUUAUGAUUGCACAAUGGUGUAAUAUCCCACCUUUGAUUAUGUUUAGUCUUAAGGAUGUGUUGGAUAUUCGCUCCGAUGUAUCGGGUUCGAAGAGGAAAAAGAAGCUCAUCAAUGCCAUUUUUCAAGUGGUGAUUUGGAGUAUUUGGAGGUUGAGAAACGAGGUCAUUUUCCGACAGGUUGAUCCAAAUAUGUCAAGGGUGAUAGAAGAAUCUAAAUCAAUGUCAUACUCUUGGAUCAAAAACAGGCUAAAAUCUUCUAAUUGGUCUUGGGGUGAGUAG
This is a messenger RNA of Helianthus annuus (common sunflower), 465 nucleotides long. RefSeq lists its product as uncharacterized. The record is from RefSeq and is a predicted model, not a curated record. NCBI's taxonomy places the organism in Eukaryota, Viridiplantae, Streptophyta, Magnoliopsida, Asterales, Asteraceae. The coding region runs from base 1 to 465 and encodes 154 amino acids. The transcript is spliced from 2 exons.